This is a messenger RNA of Salvia miltiorrhiza (redroot sage), 2256 nucleotides long. RefSeq lists its product as uncharacterized. Gene Ontology annotation, cellular component: Golgi apparatus; endoplasmic reticulum. The record is from RefSeq and is a predicted model, not a curated record. NCBI's taxonomy places the organism in Eukaryota, Viridiplantae, Streptophyta, Magnoliopsida, Lamiales, Lamiaceae. The transcript has 10 exons. The coding region runs from base 421 to 2067 and encodes 548 amino acids.
GUAGGCAGUUUUGCAUGUGGCACAGCACAUGGCAUAUCAUAGUUGUCUGAAAAUCCUACUACAAAUAGAGGGAUGGAUAUAAGGCUUUCAAAAGGGCAGAGUUGCUUGUUUCUAGUUAUCAAAGAAAAGAGGCACAGACAAUAUGCCUCUUCGUGUGAUCUAGGAGUAGGACCCAUCAAUUCAACUUGGGUUUCACUUUCACCCAUUUUCAUCACAAGGGCCGUUAGGCCCGGAACUGUAUAUAUAGGCCCAAAACACAUUUGGGCCGACAACGACGAUGAUUACGUGGAGGAAUUGUAGGCGGUGGUCAAAUGUCGUCUUCUUCUUCUUCUUCACACUGAAACAGUCCUUGAUCGUAUUCGUGCUAGUAAACUCCGCUCCCUUAUCCUCUUCCUUGUCCCAAUUUUCCACCGAGUUUACAUGGAAGAAGCCAAUUCAUUUUCCGAACCGACUCAUCAUGGCUGGCAGAAAGUCACCUACGCCAAGAAACACCGCAAGACCACGCCCUCCGACUCUUCCAAACUCCAAGGAUCCGCUAAAAAUGUAGGCUUGGAGAAGCAUGCAGAGGAAUUGGAGGAGCAGCCCGCGUUUUAUGAUGACGACGACGAAAUUCUGGUGAGCUCGAACAAGGAUCGGGACGAUGACGAAGACCAAGAGAACUCUGCCAAGGCCAGUAAGGAUAAGCCGAAGAAGAUUAAGAAGCUUAAGAUCACGGUAGCUGAGGCCGCCGCCAACAUCGCUGCUGAUGAUCUCGCCGCUUUUCUCUCCAGCAUUUCGGAAUCGUAUGAAGGCCAGCAAGGCAUUCAAUUGAUGAGGUUUGCGGACUAUUUUGGGCGAGCAUUUUCAGCAGUGAGUGUGUCACAGUUUCCGUGGCUCAGAUUGUUCAGGGAGUCUGCCGUGGCUAAAAUUGCUGAUGUUCCUGUUUCUUAUAUUUCUGACUCUGUUUACAAGACAUCAGUUGACUGGAUAAAUCAUCAUUCCUAUGAUGCAUUAGGGACAUUUGUGUUAUGGUCACUGGAUAGCAUUUUUGCUGACUUGGCAACCCAACUAUUGGGUUCUAAGGGUUCAAAGAAAGGAGGCCAGCCUACAUCUUCAAAGUCUCAGGUUGCUAUUUUUUUAGUUUUGGCUAUGGUGUUGCGGCGGAAGCCAGAGGUACUAAUCCAUUUAUUACCCAAGUUGAGGGAAAACUCAAAGUACCUUGGACAAGAUAAACUUCCAGUUCUUGUAUGGAUGAUCAUACAGGCCUCUCAAGGAGAUUUACCUGUAGGAUUGUACAUAUGGGCACAUUUUAUCUUGCCAAUAAUUGGUGGAAAAUCAGGAUCUAAUCCUCAGUCCAGGGACUUGGUUUUGCAGCUAGCAGAGAGAAUUCUUGCUGCGCCAAAAGCUCGUAGUGUACUAGUUAAUAAUGCUGUCAGGAAAGGGGAGCGCUUAGUAUCACCUGCAGCACUAGACCUACUUUUGCAUGCAACAUUUCCGGCAUCUUCUGCAAGAGUUAAGGCUACUGAAAGAUUUGAGGCAAUUUACCCAACUCUUAAAGAGGUUGCUCUUGCGGGUUCUCCCGGAAGCAAAGCAAUGAAGCAAGUAUCACAGCAGAUGCAGUCUAUUGUUGUCAAAGCAGCCGGAGAAGGUAUCCCCGCUUUGUCCGAGGAAGCAACAAGCAUUUUCAUUUGGUGCUUGACCCAUAAUCCAGACUGCUAUAAACAAUGGGACAAAGUUUAUGAGGAGAACAUAGAGGCCAGCGCUGCUACCUUGAGGAAGCUUUCUGAGGAGUGGAAGAUACUUUCUUUUGAACAGUCUUGUCUUCAAACACUUGGUGAAACUCUUAGGAGUUUCAGGCUAAAGAAUGAGAAGGCGUUGAGUGGUGGAGUGGAUGUUAGCCGCCAAAGUAACUUUAGGGAGGCUGAUAAGUACUGCAAGGCAAUGCUGGGAAGGGUUUCCGGUGGUCGUGGUUGCAUGAAAAGCUUGGCCUUUACUGUUGUGAUGCUAGCUGUGGGAGCCCUCGUGAGCUUCGAUGCAUGGGAUUGGAACAAGUUGUCAGUUAUGCUCAAAACACAAGCAUCCUUGUGAGCAAAACUUGCAACAUCUGCCUAAAAAUAAAGUUGCCCUUGUGUAACAGAAUCGUUUCUGUGAGUGGAACGGUUAUGUUGUUAUUUUGUUUCAUUUACAUGUAGAGAGGAGACCAAAGACGUUGAGGCUAAAUAAUGAAAUUGUGGAUGGAUUUGGUUUACAUGAAAUAAAUAGGGUAUAGUAUUCAUA